AUGGCUCCAGUUCCAAGUGCUAUGAUUGCUCCUAUGGCUGAACGUGCUGCUACUAGAAUUCCUGGUUAUGCUAAAUUAGCUAAAGCAACAGGAGAUCUAGUAACAAAUGGUGUAAUUGGUGAUGCAAUACAGCAGGGUGAAGAAGGUCAUUAUACCGGACCUAAGGAUCAAGAUAAAAUGCCUGGAGCUAUAGAAGUAAUAACUAAAUCCGCUAUGGCUGGUGCUCUUGCUGGUAGUGCCGUAGGUUCAUUACUUAAAGACUCUACUGCAAUAGAAGGUGCAAUAGAAGGUGGAAAAUGGGGAACUGUAGGAGUAGAGUCUUUAAGUAAUGAACCUACGGCACUACCAGCAAGAGCACCAGCCAUAGCGGAUUUAGUUAUUACUUCUAUAGCUCCAGGCAUUUUAUCUUGA
This is a messenger RNA of Cylicocyclus nassatus, 411 nucleotides long. The record is from the annotation of a GenBank genome assembly. Lineage: Eukaryota; Metazoa; Nematoda; Chromadorea; Rhabditida; Strongylidae.